This is a messenger RNA of Sus scrofa (pig), 4080 nucleotides long. Lineage: Eukaryota; Metazoa; Chordata; Mammalia; Artiodactyla; Suidae. The record is from RefSeq and is a predicted model, not a curated record.
UGGCGGAGGUGGGGAAGACGCCCCUGACUUGGAUACUCUAUAUUGAGAGCACGAGGAAGACGCCCCCGAAUUCGGAACUCCGAUUGGCCACAGGCAUGGCCGCAGCCCCACCCACUCACUGAGGAAAGUAAAUAGGACUCUGCAAGAAUUUUCAGCAGCGCCAGCACAUCCACAGCGCGAGGGGGUGUGGCUAGCCCUGGGGGCGGGGCUACGGAAGAUUACCCUAUGGGGCGGGGAAACGAGACAGGACAGAGGGUUGGGGAAUAGGGUUUCUCUCUGGGGGCGUGGCUUAUGGACCCUAGCUUUCCCGCCGACGGUUGGCAACGUCACGUGACAUGGGUUGGAAGAUGGCGUCUCCCACAGACGGGGCAGAUCUAGAAGCAUCUUUGCUAAGUUUUGAAAAACUUGACCGUGCUUCACCAGACCUUUGGCCAGAACAACUACCAGGUGUUGCUGAAUUUGCAGCUUCUUUCAAAAGUCCCAUUACUAGCUCCCCACCCAAAUGGAUGGCUGAAAUAGAACGCGAUGACAUUGACAUGUUGAAAGAACUGGGGAGCCUCACCACAGCUAAUUUGAUGGAGAAGGUACGAGGCCUUCAGAACCUAGCCUAUCAGUUGGGGCUGGAUGAGUAUGCAGAAACAGAGGCCUAAAGAUAAUAGGUGACUUGCCUAAGGACAGCCACACAGCUCAUUAGUGACAGAACCAGGAAUCUGAAUCAUAUCUCAUGAAGCAGUAAAGGCAAGUAUUGUUUUUGAGCCUAUGUUUCUUACAUAUAUUUUCUCACUUAAUUCUCACUACUCUUCUGCUUUUAUUCCCAUUUGAGGUUCAAAAAACUUAAAUCCUUUGCCCAGUCACACACCUAGUUAUUUGCAAAACUGGGACUAGAAUCCAAAUAUUCUGAUUCUUUAUCCAGGGGUAAUAAUGCCUCUUAGAGUUAAUAGUAGAUAUGUUUCAUGGCUUCUUUGAAAUAUUCAUUUGAUAAAAUAUGAUUUGCCCCAUAGGGAGCUUAUAAAUAAAAUUCUGCCUGUAUUUAGCAGUUCUUAUUUUGAUGCUGGACACCAGUCUGGCAGUGAACUAAAAGAAAUUUUCCAUUGUAAGCAAAAGCUGGUCAGAAACCACAUCUAACGCUUAUUGAGUGAAUAGAAUUGAGAUCCAUGAGCUAGAUAUGACCUAAGUUUUGUAUGGCAGUGAUAUCUGGGUUGAAACUCUUAGUAUAUUUUAGGAUUAUUUUUAUUCCAUGGAGAAUAAAAUCUUAAUAUAUAAAUUGAAAAUGACAUUUGGGUUCUCUGAAGUGUAAAAUGGAUCUCAAAUCAUCAAGGGGUCAAAUAGGAACAAAAUCGAAACCAUGUCAAUUGCAUCCUCCAUAUCUCCAAAAAAGCCUAUUAACCUUCAUUUCUUGACAGGGCUCAGAAUUUCAAAAUCAUAUUAGAGCUAAUUUGGUUGAGGCUCCAUCCUAUAGAGAUGCACAAAGAUGAGUACUGUCUUGUGUAUACACCAGUUUUUUGUUGACACUGUUGGUUCAUUCAGUUAUGUGGAAGUUAGUUGGUAAAAUCUGUGUUUUUCAUUUCUACAUUCCAGACAGAUCUUGUGUUUGGGUUGAUGUUCUCUUAAACUGGCUAGUUUCAUGUAGGUAAGUUAGGGAAAGCAGAGGAGUGCCGCAUGUGAUAGAAUCUUUCUUUUUUUUUCCUUCAUAGAGGCUUAUUGAAGAGAGGGGCCAACAAUUAACUCACAUUAUUCUAGUCUUCAGUAGUAGGGAUCUGUUAAGCCUUAUUAUUUAAGAAAUAGACAUUAUUUUUUAUCACUGGCAUUUUCUUGAUUUACUUUAUUGGAACAAGAGUUGAACAUUAAUUAAGACUUCUAGUUUCUGGUAGAGUUGGAGGUUUGGGGUUUUUUUGACUUUUUUUUUUCUUUUUUGUUUUACUCUUCCCUCUUAUAGUCUUUGUCUCUGCAAGAAUGUAAAAACAAGGGUUGAGUAGUUGAGGGAAGUGGUAUAGCCAAAACCGUACCUUUUUUAAGGUCCUGCAGAGGUGGUUACAUGAGAGUAUAGAGCAUUAAUCCAGUCCACUCUCCACAAACAGGUAUCACCAGAAGUAAUUCUUAUUCUUGUAUCAAACAAAAUAGUCCUUUAAAAUCUCCUUUGGAAUGUUGAAAAGAGAUCAAAUGAAACCUUCAGAAUGGUUAUUUAUAGGGGAAGAAGUCUCCAAUUUCAUUCACCCAUUGUAGCUCCACUUUCUCAUUUUAAUGCUCAGUCCACAGUGGCGAUGGUAAAAGAUGUCCUGUAUCUGCAGAGACGGCAGUGGGAGAGGGGACAUCACCUUUCCGUUUAUUGCUUGUUGUGAUUUGGCCUGUUCACAGACAGAAUUGCUGUGUGGGUGCUACUAGUGGAGAGUGAAGGAAAUCAAGGUAGCAGCAAGAAAUCAGCAUUUACACAUGACUCGUGAAUUGGCUAAUUUUUUUACCAUGCAGUUAGUUAAGAAAUGAUUACAGCCUGAGGAGUCAUGACCUCAACUUUUCAUCAGCUCCAUUGGAUUGUGCCUCAGUUUGGAAAUGAAGGAGGUAUGCAGGAAGUUUUAAUUGUACCUGUGUGAUUUAUCCCUAGUCAGCUCUUUAAUUUCUUCUGGCUGUCUGAGGUUUCCGACAUGCUGUAAAUUUCCCCAACUUUUUCAUUAUCUGCAAUUUCUUUAUGACUCGUGAAUCGGAGUGGAGAGAGAGUGUGGAUUUACAGCAGAGAUAAACAUGUCCAUAAAGUCUGUAUCUGUGUCAGUAAUUGUACUGCUGUCAGUGACUGUCCUGUUUUACAGACCUCUCUUGGGAAAGGAACCGGCCUCACUACCAGCAGCACUGAAGUGCUUGCUUUGAUUUGCAUUAACUUUCUGGGAGAUUAGGUAGGAAAAGGUGGAAUAGGAAUUGAUACUGGACCUUGGCCUCUCUUGUUUGUUCGUUCGUUUAAGGUAAAUGGCUUUAAGGUGUUGAAAAUGGAACAUAAACAGUGUUCAUUUCCUAAGUGAAAAAGCAACUUGUAUUGAGAUGGCAGAUGUGAAAAAGCCUUUCUAACUUCAUUUAAUACAGUGAUUUAAGAUGAUUUUCCUUUUCUUUCACUAUUGUUAAUUAAACUUGGGUCUUUUUUCUUCUUCCUGGUUUCCUUUCUUAGAAUUAAAACACAGGAUUUCUCUUUUAGAACAUUCAUUCCUCUUUAAGAGUAGGUUGGCCAGAGUUCUGAUACUGACUGCAUCUGCCAUGUUUUAAUUCUCAACUGUUAAUGGCUCUUUCCUGACAACUUGAAGUGGUAUGCCCUCAACCAUUUGCCAUGAGAAAGGAAGUCUUAAAAGAAGAGAAAUUCUUCAUAUUCCUUUUUGUAAAGACCCUUCAGGAAUUCUUUUAAACGAAAUGGAGAAGCAAACACAUACUUUUUGAAAUUUGAUGUUUGAGCAGAUCCCUCAAGAAUCAAAACUGUCCUUGCAUAUCCUGAGACUUCUGCAAGGUAGUUUAAAAGAGUAGUAGGUGGCAGUACAGUUUAACAAAGAGAGGAUAACAUGCAUGAUAAAUCCCAACCUUUAGACAGCUCGUGAGUCCAAAUAGUAUGGAGAGUUAUCUCAUUGAUAACUUUUAUCACCUUUAACUUCUCUUCCUUCUUCUGCUUGCAUUCUUUUUGCCAUCUUUCUACCAGUAGAUGGGAGAGAGAAGAUCAAAGUGGAUGAUAUGAUACAAAAUUGUUUGGCUUUUUUCCAGAAGCUGUGGUGAAAAGUAUGGUUAGAGAAAAUUAUGGCUAAAAUGAAAUUUGAAAUUAUCAGGGGUUUUAAUUCCUUAUCUGGGUUUUAAUUCCUUAUCUCUCCUCUUGCCGUGAUGGAGUUUCUUCUUACUCAACAAGGGAUAAAUACUUUCUUUGGGUGAGAGAAGUAAUCUACUCAGACCCAUUCAGUUGUCAGUAAACUAGUCCUUCUUUAGAAUGAGGACCCUUUGGAGUUCUUGUUUUGGCUCAUCAGUAAUGAACCAGGCUAGUAUCUGUGAGGAUGUGAGUUCAGUCCCUGGCCUCGCUCAGUGAGUUAAGGAUCCGGUGUUGCCUAGACCUGUAAUGUAGGU